AUGUCUGUGUCUCAAAAAGCCUGUUACGUGUGUGGAAAGAUUGGCCAUCUAGCCGAGGACUGUGAUUCUGAGAGGUUGUGCUACAACUGUAAUCAGCCAGGCCACGUUCAAUCUGAAUGUACUUUGCCAAAGACUGUAGAGUUCAAGCAAUGUUACAACUGUGGUGAAACUGGUCAUGUUAAGUCUGAGUGCAGCGUACAACGUUGUUACAACUGCAAUCAGACUGGCCAUAUUUCCAGAGAUUGCAGUGAUCCAAGAAAGCCAAGAGCUGGCGGUGCUCCUUCUAGAGCCUCAAGAGUGUCAUGCUAUAGAUGUGGUGGUCCUAACCACAUGGCAAAGGAUUGCUUGCAAUCUGAGGCCAAGUGUUAUGCUUGUGGCAAGACUGGUCACAUAUCAAGAGAGUGCCCAAGUGGAUCUGUUGAAAAGACCUGUUACAACUGUAACGAAACUGGUCAUAUCUCCAGAGAUUGUCCCGUAAACUGA
This is a messenger RNA of Lachancea fermentati, 483 nucleotides long. Lineage: Eukaryota; Fungi; Ascomycota; Saccharomycetes; Saccharomycetales; Saccharomycetaceae. The record is from the annotation of a GenBank genome assembly.